AUCGGCCAUUCUGGGGUCUGUGUAAAGGUGAGUACCGUGUCUCUCGGCGAGCGUUUAUUGCGGGGGAAGCGGCUGGGGAGGGGAGACAAAAGGGUACGACGCUGCGGCUAUUAUAAUUAUUUUUUCCCUUCCUCCUUUUCCUCCUCAUUCCCAAAACACGGCUCCAUCGACAUUUUCCAAUUUCCCCCUAGUAGUUAUUCCAUUUUAUAGGGUUUUAUAGGGUCCCUAUAUUUAAGCAAAAAAGUCGUGGCCACUCAUAGAAGUGGGCAAUUUUAAAAAAAUUAAAUUCAGGAUCAAAACCCUGAGAUAUUUAUUUAUUUUUGGUCAUCUGUUUUUGUCAAAAAAAGGUUUUGACCACUAAAAUAAAUAAAAUAAAAAUAAAACCUUUUGACAAAAACAGAAGACUCCAAAAAAUAAAUAAAUAAAAAUAGCAGGGAAAAAACCUUUUUUAUCAAAACCCUUUGACCACUAAAAAAAUAAAAUAAAAAUAAAAACCUUUUUAAUAAUAAUAGGACUUUUACAAAAAUAAAUAAAGGUUUUCAAACCUUAAUUUUAAAUUUUUAAUAAAUUAGGAACCCUAUAAAACAAAUAACUAUUGCAUGGAAAUUGGGAAACAAGUGACCAAAAAAAACCAACAACCCUGUUUCGUUUUCUACUGAAAGGCAUCUUGUUACUGGGAAUAUUUUUGUUAAUGGUUUAUUUUUCCUUCCUCUUAAUGUUUGAUCAUUCUUUUUAAAAUGAAAAAAAGCCUCUAACUGUGUUUUAUGUCUUUUGUUUUUCCUUCCUUAGGUUUGCUCUGAGUCUUGAGACACACACCGUUCAAGGCAUCGCGAAACAAAGAGAAACAAAGCCCCCACAGUUGAGCCUCCUGAGACGACACACAAAAAAGCCAGCCUUUCAUUCGAUCCGGUCGUCUGUAUUGGGAAGCUGUUUCCAAUUCUUUCUUGGCCUGAGGGAGAGAACAACCGCCACUUAAAAACAUAAAAAAAGCAAACCUAUAUAUUUAUAGCAACAACUUAAACCCUGAUUUAUAACUAUUAUUAUUUUUUAUCAUGCGACUUUUUGUUAAUCGUUGACGGUCAAAAAGUUGCCUUUUUUAAAAACAAAAGAGAGAAAGAUAUGAGCUAGACCAAAUUUAUUGUUUUUUUCUUUAAAAAAACAACAACAACACAGCUUAAUCCAAAACUAAACCUUUUUGAGGCGCUGCCGACGAGAAAAUUAAUUGGAUAAAUUUACCAUCAUGGGCUCCAGACCAAUAGAUCCUAAGGAGCUUUUGAAAGGAUUGGACUGUUUCCUUGGCAAAGAUGGAGACGUCAGAACCCAUGAAGGCAUCACAAAGAUUUUCAACUUAAUGAAAGAUGCCCAAAAAAUGGUCAGCCGCUGCAUCUACCUGAACAUCCUGUUGCAGACCCGAGCACAAGAUAUACUCUCAAAAUUUAUCAAAGUUGGUGGGUACAAGCUUCUCAACACAUGGCUGACUGGCUCCAAAGCAUCCAAUAAUGUGCCCCUUCUCCAGCAGAUUCUGCUCACACUGCAGCAUUUGCCACUUACAGUAGAUCAUCUGAAACAAAACAAUACUGCCAAGCUGGUGAAGCAGCUGAGCAAGUCAAGUGAAGAUGAAGAGCUUCGCAGGCUGGCUUCUGUACUGGUCAGCGAUUGGAUGGGGGUAAUCCGCUCCCAAAGUAGUUCGCAACCUGCAGAGCGAGACAAGAAAAAGCGCAAGGAGGAGAAUAAAAACAAAACACCUGUUCAGGAGAAGCCUCAGGAGGCCAAAUCAGAAGCCAAACCUGAGGAGACACCUGAGAAAAAGAAAGAAAAGCCGAAAUCUCUCCGCACUACAGCACCCAGCCAUGCCAAGUUCCGUUCCACUGGUUUAGAAAUGGAGACUCCAUCACUCAUUCCUGUAAAAAAGAAUACAAGUGCUGCAGUAACCUCGGAUAAAUAUAACUUGAAGCCAAUACCACUAAAGCGACAAAACACAUCAUCCCCUGCUGGUGAGAUCCCACCGGCUGAGAAGAAAUACAAGCCCCUCAACACCACCCCCAAUACUACUAAAGAGAUUAAAGUGAAGAUCAUUCCUCCACAACCUAUGGAAGGCUUGGGCUUCUUAGAUGCCCUAAACUCUGCUCCUGUCCCAGGCAUCAAGAUAAAGAAGAAAAAGAAAGUCCUGUCUCCAACUGCAGCAAAGCCAAGUCCUUUUGAGGGGAAGCCAGUCCCAGAAGCCAGUGCUGCAAAGCCAUCUUCACCAGAACUUACUCCAGUCUCUGAACCCAUGGAUGUGGAUAGACCUGGCACCCCUGUGCCAGCCGUGGAGGUGCCUGAACCAAUGGAUACAAACUCUUCUGAGCAGGGGGGAUUGCUAGAUUCCAAACCAGCUGAGAGCCCAGUGGAUUCUACACAGUUGACCAAGAAGGGCAAGAAGAAAAAGACAGUGAGCUGGCCCGAGGAGAGCAAAUUACGAGAGUACUUUUACUUUGAGCUGGAUGAGACAGAGCGAGUCAAUGUAAACAAGAUCAAGGACUUCGGGGAGGCUGCUAAGCGAGAAAUGCUGAAGGAUCGCCAUGCCUUUGAGACAGCUCGUCGGCUCAGUUAUGAUGCCAUGGAAGAAAAGAUCCCCUGGGUCUACCCAAAGACUAUUGACUUACCUGCUCCACUGGUUCAGCCUGGAAGUGGUAGCCAAGAGAAAUUCACCCAGGCUGAGCGUGAGAAGGGCAUUUUACAGGAACUCUUUCUCUCAAAAGAAAGUGUCCCUGACAGCCCUCAUGAACCUGACCCAGAGUCCUAUGAGCCAGUGCCACCAAAGCUAAUUCCUCUGGACGAGGAAUGCUCCAUGGAUGAGGCCACCUACGAGGAGAGACUCGACCCAGCCACCUCCUCGCAGUCUCCGGACGGAGCUGGGGGCUCCAAGCUGCCCCCGGUCCUAGCCAACCUCAUGGGCAGCAUGGGGGCAGGCAAGAACCCGCAGGGUCCCAACCCCAACUCCAUCAACGUGCAAGAGAUUCUCACAUCCAUCAUGGGUGGCUCAAACAGUCAUAAAACAGAGGAACUGAUGAAACAACCAGAUUAUUCAGACAAGAUCAAGCACCUGCUGGGCAACUUGCAAGGUCAGCCUGGACCAGGUCCUUCAGGAGUUCCACAUGUGCUGCUUGGACAAGGACCUGGUCCAGUACCCAAUGGUUUCCCACCAGGGCCUAAAAAUAUGCAGCAUUUCCCUCCUGGGGGGCCAGGACCCAUGCCUGGGCCACAUGGAGGCCCAGUUGGCCCUAAUAUGCCCCCAGGUCCUGGAGUGCCCAGUGGUCCUCGGAUGAUGGGCCCACCUCCUCCACAGUGUAAUGAUGGAUACUGGGACCCUCCGGAUUCUGGUAUGCGUGGCGGCCCCCAUGGAGGCAUGAGAGGUGGCAGCCCUGGCCCAGGACCUGGCCCUUUCCACCGAGGACGUGGUGGCCGAGGGGGAGAUCCCCCUUUCCGUGGACGAGGUAGCAGCGGACGGAGUGGUGGCCCCCACAAUGGGAGGGGUGGCCCUCCCAACAACAGCAUGGGCGGUGGCCAUGGAGGGGGACACGGCGGCGGUGGCAGCCAUGGAGGGGGACAUGGCGGUGGUGGCGGCCACGGAGGCCACGGAGGAGGGGGCCACCCAGGGGACCACAACAGGGGACAUCCAGGCGGUCAUCCAGGGGACCACAACAGGGGACAUCCAGGCGGUCAUCCAGGGGACCACGGCAGGGGAUAUCCAGGGGACCACGGCAGGGGACAUCCAGGGGACCACGGCAGGGGACAUCCAGGGGACCACGGCAGAGGUCACCCAGGGGACCACGGCUGGGGGCACGGAGGCGGCCAUGGUGGAGACAGGUCAAAGCGUCCCGUUUGCCGUCACUUCACAAUGAAAGGUAGCUGCAGGUACGAAAACAACUGUGCCUUCUACCACCCAGGCGUGAAUGGCCCACCCUUGCCCUAGUACUAGGGAUUCAGGCCCUCUUCCUAUCUCUUCUAACUGUGGUAUCGGUGCACAUUCCCAUAACAUGGACUUGGGGGCUUCAGCUCCACCAUCAGACUCCUGCUGCAUCCACCCUUUUAAUGGCUUCUGUGAGGCCCUUUAAAUGCUUGGGGCAAGGGGAGGCAACUACUCCCUCCUGAUGCAUCUGCUGCUACUUAUGAACUGCCACAUGCUCAAAAAAGGAACCACUGCAUUCUAUAUGUGGGUUGAUGAGGCCACCAAUAACCCGAAAGCACAAGAGACGUGUGGAGGGCUUAAAAUAACAAUUUGUGUAAAUUUCCUUAUGAAGCCAACAAAGGAAGUGUAUAUCUCGGCUCAUAGCCCUGCCCAGGCUCUGGGCUAUAUUCUGCAUGUUCUUAGGAACCAAAUAUGCACUGGAGACUUCUGCUUUGGUCUGGAAGAACAGCUGGCAUCAGCAAGAAAGUGGUUCUUUUAUGUGAGGCAGGGGUGAAGCAACAGCCUGUGGAUCUUUCUUUGGGACCGGAGGUGAAGAAAUCAUCAGCUCCUGUCUAAUGGCCUCCCUGAGGAGAAGGGAAAAUUCCAGCAGCUGCCACUUGCACAAUCUUGACUCAUGGUGUCCCAUCCUCCCCUUUGUAAAAUACCCCCUGCAGUGUUCCCACUGACUGUAGAGAUGUGAUUUCCCUUGGUGCUAAGUCAUAUCAUUGGGGGAAACCUACAACUUGUUUUCUGUGAAAACUGAACCUUGAGUCAAAUGAUUUAGGAGGUAAUUUUUUGUUCUCCUGAUUACAUUGUUGGUUGUGGGUUUUUAAAAAAAAAAAAACUUGUCUCACAAGAUGUGGACUCUUCACUACAUCAUUUGUCUCUCCCUCUCCUUGCAGUGGGUGCAGCACUUCCUCUCCUGAAAAAAAGAAAAUGUCUCCCUCUAUGUUUUGUAUAUUUUGUACAUUAGUAAUAAACAUGGUGGAAAACAGUGAAUUAUCUAA
Molecule: messenger RNA, 4938 nt
Organism: Sceloporus undulatus (fence lizard)
Lineage: Eukaryota; Metazoa; Chordata; Lepidosauria; Squamata; Phrynosomatidae
Gene: PPP1R10
Product: protein phosphatase 1 regulatory subunit 10
Exons: 19
Coding region: 1241-3955 (904 amino acids)
Cellular component (GO): nucleus
Molecular function (GO): metal ion binding
Source: RefSeq, a predicted model, not a curated record